This is a messenger RNA of Salvelinus namaycush (lake trout), 4816 nucleotides long. Its product is annotated as DDB1- and CUL4-associated factor 5-like. Lineage: Eukaryota; Metazoa; Chordata; Actinopteri; Salmoniformes; Salmonidae. Gene Ontology annotation, molecular function: protein binding. Bases 568 to 3084 code for a protein of 838 amino acids. Gene Ontology annotation, cellular component: Cul4-RING E3 ubiquitin ligase complex; cytoplasm. The transcript is spliced from 12 exons. The record is from RefSeq and is a predicted model, not a curated record. Gene Ontology annotation, biological process: negative regulation of fatty acid biosynthetic process.
UUGAAGCGGGCAGAAUCGCAUUAGUAGAAACCAAGUCUGGUUGUAGCUAUUGUAGAUGUGUUCGAGUCGUCAGGGACAAAUUUGGCAUUUUAACUACCCAUAAAAUGUUCCUAUUUCUAACCUGCUACGAACAUGUACUUCUGUUAGUCAAGACCGACAGACCUGCCCUGAGAGCAGUGUGUUUGGGAGCAUGCUAAUUAACACAGGUGGUCCCUCUGUAACAUCAAGAUGAGGCCGUGUGGGAACCCGAUAAAGGCGGGGUUUACGACUGUGGUAACUAGUGACGACUGAAGGGGAGCGGAACAGGAAGCGACUGGGACUACACGGAGAAGGCACUGCUGCUAACAACGACAUCAACAGCAUUACCCUCGGGGAUAUCUCCCUUCUCCGUAACGUAGGUUAGAGACAGACAGAUUGCAUAUAUGAACUUGGAAACAUGUACAAUUUGGGGUAAUGAAGCGCACAAUAUCGGGUAAAGUUAAAGUGCAACAAGUUGGUAAGGAAUCGCAAGCUAUCUUUCUGCUGUGUUUAGCUAACCAAGCUAGCUAGCUAACGGCUCCAGGAAAAAUGAAGGAGGUGAAGGGUUGCGGUAUGCGGUCCUCUGUGGGCUUUCUGUCUCAGAGAAGGCUUUUCGGGAACCCGCUGAUGAAGGAAGAAUUCCAGAGACUCCGGUUGGCAGGAUGCACAAGCCUUUACAAGAAGGAUAUGCUGGGACAUUUCGGGUGUGUAAACGCCAUAGAGUUUUCCAACAAUGGAGGGGAAUACCUGGUGUCCGGAGGGGAUGACCGCAGAGUGCUGCUGUGGGAUAUGGAGAGAGUCCUCCACGCUCGCUCGGCCAAGCCUCUCAUACUGAAGGGAGAACACCUCUCCAACAUCUUCUGCCUGGCCUUCGACAGCACCAACAAGAGGGUGUUCUCUGGGGGUAACGACGAACAGGUCAUCCUUCAUGAUGUAGAGCAAGGUGAGACUCUGAACGUGUUCCUUCACGAUGAUGCAGUGUACGGCCUGUCAGUCAGUCCUGUUAACGACAACGUGUUCGCCAGCUCCUCUGACGACGGACGGGUUCUCAUCUGGGACACACGGCAGCCGCCACACGGAGAGCCCUUCUGUCUGGCCAACUACCCGUCAGCCUUCCACAGUGUGAUGUUCAACCCGGCAGAGCCCCGACUGCUGGCUACAGCCAACUCCAAGGAGGGGGUGGGGCUGUGGGACAUCCGCAAGCCUCGCACUUCUCUGCUGCGGUACGGCGGUAGCACGUCCCUCCAGAGUGCCAUGUCGGUGCGUUUUAACAGCGCAGGGACCCAGCUCCUGGCACUGCGUCGCAGGCUACCCCCGGUCCUCUACGAGCUACACUCUCGCCUACCCAGCUUCCAGUUCGACAACCAGGGCUACUUCAACUCCUGUACCAUGAAGAGCUGCUGCUUCGCUGGAGACAAGGACCAGUACGUCUUGUCUGGAUCAGAUGACUUCAAUCUUUAUAUGUGGAGAAUCCCAAAGGAUCCUGAAGCUGGAGGCCCAGGUCGUGUGGUGAACGGAGCGUCCAUGAUCCUAAAGGGUCAUCGUUCCAUCGUGAACCAAGUCCGGUUCAACCCGAGCACCAAUAUGAUCUGCUCCUCCGGGGUCGAGAAGGUCAUCAAGGCAUGGAGCCCCUACCAGCAGACAGAGAGUCUGGGCGACCUGGAUGGUUGUGUGGAGAAUAAGUCCAGGAGUCUGUACAGCCACGAGGAGUAUAUCAGCCUGGUGCUGAACAGCGGCAGCGGCCUGAGGCACGACUACGUCUCACAGUCCAUCCAGGAGGAUCCUCGUAUGAUGGCCUUCUUUGACUCUCUGGUGCGUCGGGAGAUCGAGGGCUGGAGUUCGGACUCAGACAGUGACCUGAGUGAGGGGGCCAUCCUGCAGCUCCAGGCCAGGGGGCGAGGCUCGACGCGGGCUGGAAGAGACGGCGCCGGGGUCCUGGUUGGGGUUGGUGCUGCUUCACCUGUACAUCCCGCUGCUGCUACGGGCGACUCGGACCGCUCCUCCUCAUCCUCAUUGGCUGCACCUGAUGCCUCGGGGGCGGAGCCGUUGCUGCCUAGGAGUCGUCAGCGACAUCACCAGUCUGCGUUCUUAUUGGACCUGGUGGGAGAGGACUCUGACUCCUCUGGGUUCUGGUUGGACCCCAUGCCCCGCCCCAGCCCCCGAGACAACUCCACCCUCUCCAGCCCCCCCUCCUCCCCCGCUGGGGCCUCCUCCAGCUCCUCCACCACCUCCUCCACCAGCUCUGAGGACGAGGAGCGUCGCAGGGUCAGCACCAGGCAACGCAACGCCGCACGGAGGCGCCGCAUGCACUUCCCCUGCAGGCCCAGUGGAGGGCGCCCUGAGUCCGCCCAGGCCCUGUACCCCGGGGGGGUCGACUCCUGCUCCUACCCCAAGAUCUCCAUCGACGAGGCCUCAUCCUCCUCUGCAUCCUCCACGGAGCUGCAGCAGGACCAGGACUCGGUCCAGAUCGGACCCCAAAGGAGGAGCUCGAAAACGGGGAGAUGUGCCAGCAAUUCAGGCAGACUUGCUGGUUCCGGCCCUGCAGUGUCUCUGGACAGCCAGGACGACCGAGCGGAGCAGGAGGGGCUCCUCAUCACCUCCCUUCUGGCUCAGGACACUCUGCAGCAGAGGACCGAGUCCUGGGAGGGAGGGAUGACGGGGGCUGCUUUAGAGAGGAUGGCCAAGGGCUUGGAGAGUCCGGAGGAGGACAACAGUAGCUGGGUCUCCCCUUCCUCCAGACAUCACCACAGCCCUGACAUGAAUGGCCUGCGGCUCCCUGACCAGACUGAGAUGACUGAAGUGCCAGUAGACUCCAGGGACCGUCUGGCUCCAGACCUGUUUGCGUCCCCACAUUCCAGGGGAGAGAGGGAGGCCUUGGCGGGGAAACAAACAGACACUAGGAACCAGGUGGAGGAUGAGAAGGAUGAGGAAGAGGCAGGGUUGUCUUCUCAGAGAGGCCAGGCCCCGGCCCAGGGGGCGCUAAAACGGACUCACCUGGGGUCAGGAGGUCAAGGGUCAGGGGAGGGGUUGGAGACCUCGCCCUCAGAGAAGAAGUUCAAGACAUGAUGAUGACGCCUGUUGUGGGAAGGUGAUCAUUUGGUGAAAGACUUGUCCCACAUUAGUCUAUUCCCCGUGGUUCUCAAACCUCUCCUCUUGGACGUUGAACUACCUCACCUGAUUCACCUAGUCAAGGGCUUGAGGAUUAGUUGACUAGUUGAAUCAGGUUUGCUAGCUCUGGUAUAGAUUAAAUACAUGGAACAACUGAGGGGUCCCAGAGGAGAGGUCUGAGUAACACUGGCCCAUGGAACAACUGAGGGUCCCAGAGGAGAUGUCUGAGUAACACUGGCCCAUGGAAACUGAGGGUCCCAGAGGAGAGGUCUGAGUAACACUGGCCCAUGGAACAACUGAGGGUCCCAGAGGUCUGAGUAACACUGGCCCAUGGAACAACUGAGGGUCCCAGAGGAGAGGUCUGAGUAACACUGGCCCAUGGAACAACUGAGGGUCCCAGAGGAGAGGUCUGAGUAACACUGGCCCAUGGAACAACUGAGGGUCCCAGAGGUCUGAGUAACACUGGCCCAUGGAACAACUGAGGGUCCCAGAGGAGAUGUCUGAGUAACACUGGCCCAUGGAAACUGAGGGUCCCAGAGGAGAGGUCUGAGUAACACUGGCCCAUGGAACAACUGAGGGUCCCAGAGGUCUGAGUAACACUGGCCCAUGGAACAACUGAGGGUCCCAGAGGAGAGGUCUGAGUAACACUGGCCCAUGGAACAACUGAGGGUCCCAGAGGUCUGAGUAACACUGGCCCAUGGAACAACUGAGGGUCCCAGAGGAGAUGUCUGAGUAACACUGGCCCAUGGAAACUGAGGGUCCCAGAGGAGAGGUCUGAGUAACACUGGCCCAUGGAACAACUGAGGGUCCCAGAGGUCUGAGUAACACUGGCCCAUGGAACAACUGAGGGUCCCAGAGGUCUGAGUAACACUGGCCCAUGGAACAACUGAGGGUCCCAGAGGUCUGAGUAACACUGGCCUAUAUAGUACACUACUUUUCACCAGGAUCCUCUGAGCCAAUGGUCAACAGUAGUGUACUAUGUAAGGGAGAGGGGGCCGUUUCGGAUGCAACCGGAGACUCAAGUUAGUGGCUUUUCUUUGUGUUUUUACAGUCCAGUUUCUUGGUUUGGUGACGCAAAAUUGCGACACCCUUUUUAGUAUUUUUGAGCCAUUGGGACGUGUAUUCUGCUAAGAGCAGGACACAGUGGCUAUGAGGGCUUGGCUCUCUCUGUCUGUCAAUCAGAACAUACUGGAUAAUGAUUGGUCCAAUGUUACUGUGGCAGCAACGCAUUCUGGAACUUCUAGAAAUUGUCAUCACUUCUGAGGUCAAACCAUAGAUGACAUUAAAUAUCACAAGAUCCAAAAAUAUGUAAUAAUAUUGACAUUGACAAUGGUAUUGUAAAUGCACUUCUAGUUAGUCAUUUAGUCUUAAGGCAGAAAUUGAAUUUUUGUUUUAUUUUUUUUAUUUUUUUAGUUGUUUUUUGUUGUUGAAGAAAGCAGGCCUUUAGUCCUGAACCAAAGCUUCUUUAAAGGCUUCAGACGGCACGUUUGAUUUCUAUUGGUUCAGGACUAAAGGCUUCAGACGGCACGUUUGAUUUCUAUUGGUUCAGGACUAAAGGUUUCAGUCAUUUACAUUUUUCAGUGAGCUUCUUGGUGAAGUGUCAGCAUUUCUGUGGCAAAUCUGUUGUAGCCAUGCAGCUGUUUGAGUGGUGCAUUAAAAAAUAAAUGAUUGUUUCAGUGUUAAUAAGGAU